Messenger RNA from Mustela erminea (ermine), 2566 nucleotides. RefSeq names its product dynein axonemal assembly factor 4 (gene DNAAF4). Gene Ontology annotation, molecular function: nuclear estrogen receptor binding. The record is from RefSeq and is a predicted model, not a curated record. Bases 675 to 1937 code for a protein of 420 amino acids. The transcript is spliced from 12 exons. Lineage: Eukaryota; Metazoa; Chordata; Mammalia; Carnivora; Mustelidae. Gene Ontology annotation, biological process: heart development; outer dynein arm assembly; cilium movement.
AGUGUUUUAAUUUUGACCUACAAAAACAGCAAUUUCAUAUGGUACAAUUUAGUAGAAGGUUUUCUCCAUUUACCUGUGACUAGUUAGAGAUUAGGACUUCAGUUCUGUUAACAGAAAAUUAAUUGGAGAGGAGUUCUACAACCUCAGCAGCUUAACAAUCUCUGAAACGGAGACACCACUGUAGCAAUGUUAAGAUCAGAUCAUGUUUACAAAAGACCUCCAAAAUUUGUUGGAAAUAAUCAUUAGCUGUCUAGAAUCUUACAUGGAAAGAUGCAUGUGAAUGUGUUGUUGCAACUUGGCAUAAGAGGUUAGAAAUUGGGUCUUCAGCCAAGGAGAAGAGUCUUCGAGUCUUGAAGAAAAGAUUCUGUUAUGUACUCGCAAGGAGCAAAGCUCUUUUCUUAAAGGAAGACCUAUUUAUUCGAUGAUUCAUUCAGGCUCCAGGGAACGGAUUAUAGCCACAGAAGUAGUCUUACCGCCCGCUCCAAGAAGCCCGGGCCGUCACGAGGUGGGAGUGGGUGAGGCGGUCUCAGAGGCGCGCCCGGGGCACGCUGGGAGCCGGGGCACCUUGGCCGAACUGACCCGGAAGGGCUGGUGCGUGGUAACCCCGGUUGCCGUAGCAACCGAGCCGCGCUAGCCCUAACCAUCCGCAUCCUCCCGUCCAGCCACCUCCCGGGAUGCCGCUGCAGGUGAGCGAUUACAGCUGGCAGCAGACAAAGACGGCGGUGUUUAUCUCUGUGCCUCUCCGGGGCGUCUGCGUCAGAGACGCGGACGUGUUCUGCACAGAAAACUAUCUGAAGGUCAACUUUUCUCCAUUUCUAUUUGAAGUGUUUCUCUAUGCACCCAUAGACGAUGAAAACAGCAAAGCCAAGAUUGGGAAUGACACUAUUGUAUUCACAUUAUAUAAAAAAGAAGUGGCCAUGUGGGAGACCCUUUCUGUGUCAGGUGUUGACAAAGAGAUGAUGCAAAGAAUAAGGGAGAACUCUAUUUUACAAGCACAAGAAAGAGCAAAAGAAGCUACAGAAGCAAAAGCAGCAGCAAGGCGAGAAGAUCAAAAAUAUGCACUAAAUGUUAUGAUGAAGAUUGAAGAAGAGGAGAGGAAAAAAAUAGAAGAUAUGAAAGAAAAUGAACGACUAAAAGCAACUAAAGAGUUGGAAGCCUGGAAAGAAUGUCAAAGAAAAGCUGAAGAACAAAAAACAAUUCAGAGAGAAGAGAAAUUCUGUGAACAAGGAAAGCCAGUUGGAGAAGAGAGAAACAAAUUAAAACAUAAAAGCCUUACUAGAAUUGCAGCAUCUAGAAAUCUUGCCACAAAAGGAAGAAAUUCAGAAAAUAUAUUUUUGGAGAAGUUAAAGGAAGACAGUAUUCCUGGCCCUCGCUCUGUUGGCAGUAUUAAAAUCAGCUUUACCCCUAGAGUAUUUCCAACUGCUCUCCGAGAAUCACAAGUAGCAGAAGAAGAAGAGUGGUUACACAAACAAGCAGAGGCACGAAGAGCACUGAAUACUGAUAUUCCUGAACUUUCUGAUUUAAAAGAAGAAGAAAAGAACCCAGAAUGGCUGAAGGACAAAGGAAACAAACUGUUUGCAAAAGAAAACUACUUGGCAGCUAUUAAUGCAUACAACUUAGCCAUAAGACUAAAUAACAAGAUUCCACUAUUGUAUUUGAAUCGGGCUGCUUGCCACCUAAAACUAAAAAACUUACACAAGGCUAUUGAAGAUUCUUCUAAGGCACUAGAGUUAUUGACACCACCCGUUGCAGACAAUGCUAAUGGAAGAAUGAAGGCAUAUAUACGACGUGGGACAGCAUUCUGUCAACUGGAAUUAUACAUAGAAGGCCUCCAGGAUUAUGAAGCUGCACUUAAGAUUGAUCCAUCCAAUAAAAUUGUACAAAAUGAUGCUGAGAAGAUUCGGAAGAUAAUUCAAGGAACAGAACUAAAAUCCUAAUGACUGUUGAAGCAACUAGGUAUUGUACUAGGUAUUGUUUUAAGUUUUUCAAAAAUAACUGGAGGCAUUAGGAAUCUUUGUAAAUAUUACGGCUGAUUGUGCAGAAUCACUUUUUUUUUCAUUCUCUAGUUCUGUAGAUGGAAAAAUAUUAUAAAUCUAUAGAAAAUGAAAUGUUUGAUUUGAAUAGUUCUGAAUGAGUAAAUCAAACUAAGAAUGAUUUAAUUCUUUGCUGCUUCAAUACAUGGAUUAAUUACAUAUAUAUUUUGUUGUUGUUGUUGUUGCUGUUACUAAAAUCAGCUCACCCCUAUAACUAACAAAAUAUUUCUUGGUGUGAUGAGUACUAGGACAUUACUGACUCAUUUCUGACAAAGUAAAAUUUGAAAAUAGAAGACUAUGUUAUAUUUUAAAUUAAAUGUACUACUUAAUUGAAUGACUGACCUUAGUAUAAUCAGUACUGAUAUUCACCUAGUAUUCAAAGCACAAAACCUUUACUUCUCCAUCCCACUGUGGGAGGGUAGACCAGUUCAACCUAGCAAAACAACUGUUUGGAAACGCCCCACCUUUUUUUUUUUAAAAGAUCUUAUUCAUUUAUUUGAGACAGUGAGAGAGGAAGAGCAUGAGCAGCAGGG